Molecule: messenger RNA, 2139 nt
Organism: Oppia nitens
Lineage: Eukaryota; Metazoa; Arthropoda; Arachnida; Sarcoptiformes; Oppiidae
Exons: 2
Coding region: 1-2139 (712 amino acids)
Molecular function (GO): nucleic acid binding; RNA-DNA hybrid ribonuclease activity
Source: RefSeq, a predicted model, not a curated record
AUGGGAAAGUUACUAGAAUCUCUUUUUACUAAAAGACUUAUAUGGCAACUGCAUAAAGAAGGCAGAUUCUCAACUAAACAAUUUGGCUUUACGCCCCAAACGUCAACAGUGGAAGCUGUUAACGUACUACUUAAAGAAAUAGAGAAACAAAAGAAAAAGAAAAUGAGAAGUUAUAGCGGUCUCUUUGAUAUCAAAGCGGCGUUUGAUAACGCCUGGUGGCCACUCAUCUUAAACGGGCUUAAAGCAAAAGAAAUUGGACAAAACACUUUCCAGUUAAUCAACUCCUACUUUUCCAAUAGAAAAGUCUGCAUGAAAUAUAAUGAUGUCACGGUCAAAAAAACUGUUACCAAAGGAUGUGUUCAGGGAUCGGUCUGCGGACCGACAUUCUGGAACGUUAUAAUUGAUGAAUUAUUAAACAUACCAUUCCCAGAAGGUAUUCACAUACAGGCAUUUGCUGAUGAUGUUAUCUUGCUGGGACAUCAUAAAGACAAACAUAUUUUGAAAAACAACAUUGAGACUACCCUUCAAAUUAUUUCAAACUGGGGUAACUCAGCAAAACUGAUGUUUGGCGCUGAAAAAACGCAAUUAAUAUCUUUUACAAAACCUACGCACAACUUCAACGUUGAGAUGUCUGGUAUUACGUUAACGUGCAAUGACAAAAUAAAACUUUUAGGCAUUAUUAUUGAUAAAGACUUAAAAUUCACAGCACAUGUUCAUUACAUUACGGACAAAUGUAUGAAAGUAUAUAAACAUUUGACGAGACUUGUAAAACCCACGUGGGGCCUGUCAUCGGAGGUCGUCCAAACUAUUUAUAAGAGAGCAAUAGAACCCGGUUUGUUGUACGGAUGCAUGAUAUGGGAAAAGGCUUUGAAAUAUAAAUAUAUAAGGAAAAAACUUGAAAAAUUUCAAAGGGCAUUUGCCAUCAGAUGCGGUAAAUGCUUUCAUACAACGUCAACGACAUCAGCACUUGUGAUAGCAAACUUUAUGCCAAUCGAUAUAAAAAUACAUGAAAUUGCCAAAAUAGAAAGGUUGAAAAGAGAAAGACAUUGGACGUCUACGUUUACGUCUGAUGAAGGGACGAAUCAAAUAUACUAUCUCGAAGGACGUGCGAAAUUCACGGAACUGGAACACCCAGCGGAAAGAAUUGACGUUGAUUUUAUAAGAAUAGAAGACCCAAAAGAAAUAAUAACUUUGCCUGAUGAACUUAAUAUCUUUACUGAUGGUUGUAAAACAAAUGCAGGUGUUGGUUGCUCUUUUAAAACAUAUGGAGCACGACAGCGUGACAAGCUUAUCAAGUUAUCAACGGAAUGUACAGUUUUUCAGGCAGAGCUGGUCGCGAUGGAUAAAGCGUUAGAGUUUGGUAAAACAGUUAAUACUAAAGUAAUAAAUUUGUACACGGAUUCCUUAUCAGGACUGUUAGCACUUAAACAGAGGAGCAACACAAAUCCCAUUAUUAAUAGAAUUCAUAAAAACAUUAAAGAAAUCAGAACGUGUAACGUCAACGUGAAACUUCAUUUAGUAAGGGGACAUACGGGAAUUGAGGGCAAUGAUGAAGCCGAUUCUAUGGCUAAAAUGGCAGCCGAACUUAGUUUACCUAUUCAAUAUAACUACGUAUCCUUAAAUACAAUUAAGAAAAAAAUAAAGGCGGAGUCCAUUAAGAUAUGGAAUGAACAAUAUAAUAACUCAUUGACUGGUAGACUUACUAAGCAAUUUUUACCAUCAAAAGAUCAUAUACUACAGUUACAUAAAGUAUCUUUGCCUAAUUUUGAAUUAUCUCAAAUUCUUUCUGGACACUCGUAUUCACUUCAAUAUCUGUACAGAUUUAAAAUCAAAGAGAGUAAUAUAUGCGGGUGCGACAAAGUCACCGUACAGAGUAUAGAACAUUUAUUAUUCUACUGCCAUUACUUUGUACUCGAACGUGAAAUGUCAAAGGUUAGUCAUUCAGUUUACUUCUUUGGUUUAGUGCACAUUGUGAUCACAAUAAUAACAAGUGAAUACAUAAGUAUAAUGAGAAAUAUUAACUAUUCGGGCCGAGCUUCGGCGGCUAAAAAUAAUAAAACCAAGUGCGAUGCUAGACGGGCCCGAAUUAUGGCGGCCGUCUAUGCCAACAUUCCUACAACACCCGAGAACCAAAAUUAA